AUGGCUCAAACUACGUCGUCCUCUUCACCAUCGGCGCCGGGUGAACGCUACGCCACUGCUCGCGAAUCUUGCGCCGCACCUACACCACAGGAGCUACUGUGCGGAGACAACAAGACAACUGCGCCUCCCGCGUCUCGUUCGUUCCCCGACGACGAACAACCUCCCACCACACUGCCCGAACCAUCAACUACACAACUGGUGAGCCUGCUAGUCCUCAGCAACGACCACCUUGCAUCCACGCCCGAGCAUACUAAAGAAUCGGCAUGCACUCCACCCCCACCCGAGUUACAUGACGUCCCCAGUCCAAGCCGUGGAGAUGACUCAGCAGCGAGCCAUGCCUUGACGGUUGUCGAGACGCAUAUCAGUCCACCUGUUACGAGUGAAAUCCUGCGGCAACACUGCGGUGAGACUGGUCCGCCAGUUAUCACGUGCACUGCACUUCCCAGCUACGCCAGCGUCUUUCCCCUGGAGCCCUUGUCGCCUGCCCCCUCUCGCAGCACACGUUCAACGCCCCUGCGGGAGUCUGAGAUACCAAGAGGCGGAGUGGAAGAGUCUCUGCUUCAUUACUAA
Messenger RNA from Dermacentor silvarum, 570 nucleotides. Its product is annotated as mucin-7-like. Bases 1 to 570 code for a protein of 189 amino acids. Lineage: Eukaryota; Metazoa; Arthropoda; Arachnida; Ixodida; Ixodidae. The record is from RefSeq and is a predicted model, not a curated record. The transcript has 2 exons.